AUGGCUUAUGCAGCUGUGAUUUCUCUAAUUCAGACGUUGAAACAAGUAAUGCAACAAAAGCCACGUUGGGUAAUUGGUGAUACAAGAAAAAUGGUGGAAUCACUCCUAGAUAGUGUUGGAUAUUUCCAAAACUUUGUUGAGAGCAGUUGCAAUAUUAGAAGGCAAGACUCAUGUAAACAUUUUGAGCAGUUAGAGAGAGAGAUAAGAAUUGCAGUGAAUGAAGCAGAGAAUGUGAUUGAACUAAAUAUAUAUGAAUUUAAUCAAUUGGAACGUUGUUGUUCAAGACUUGGAAUGUCACGCCAGCCUAUAUGCGACGAUCUGCCUCCACUUUUAGAAAAGAUUGAUGCUGUGAAGAGGAAGAUCUUGAUGCAAAAUAUUACUAUUAUUAGUAGUACAAAAGUGGAUUCGUUGCUAGGUCUUGAUUCAUCAUCUAAACAUAAUGCAAAUCUGAGUCAAGAAGAUGUUGUCGUGGGUCUUGAAGACGACUUGAUGAAAAUCAUGAGACGACUAAUAGGGCCACCAUGUGGUCGAGAAGUUGUCUCAAUUUUAGGCAUGGCGGGGAUUGGCAAGACAACUCUUGCUAAAGAAGUAUACCAUCAUCCUGAAAUCAGGAAUCGCUUUGACAUCCAUGUCUGGGUAACGAUAUCUCAAGAAUAUCGAACUAGAGAUUUGUGGUUGAGCAUUCUUUCUUGUAUCCCUCACAUUAGUGAGACUAAUCCAAUGGAUGUGAGCGAGGAGAUUAAUGAAAGUACUGACGAUCAGCUGAUGGAUAUGAUAUACAAAAAGUUAAAGUAUCGGAGGUACCUUAUUAUCAUGUAUGAUAUUUGGAGUAAGGACAUUUGGGAUCUUAUGACAAGAAUUUUUCCUGAUGAUAACAAUGGGAGUCGAAUUAUUUUGACUAGUAGGCACGAAGAGGUCGCUAAGCAUGCAGAUCCCGAUAGCAAUCCUCAUAAGAUGAACCUUUUGAAUUGGGAUAAUAGUUGGAAGUUACUUAAGGACAAGGUGUUUGGUGUAGAGCAUGGAUGUCCUCCUGAAUUAGAAGAUAUCGGAAAGCAAGUAGCACAAAAAUGCCACGGACUACCUUUAGCUCUUCUAGUGGUUGCAGGACAUCUCUCGAAACUUUCUACAACACGAAAAUGUUGGAAUGAUGUUGCCAAAACUAUAAGUAAAAUUGUUGCUAGUGAACCAGAUAAAUGUCUUGGAGUGGUCGCGAUGAGUUAUAGUUACUUGCCCGAUCACCUGAAAUCAUGCUUCCUUUCUAUGGCAGCUUUUCCGGAAGGUUUUGAGGUUGAAACUCAUAGAUUGAUCCAAUUAUGGGUUGCUGAUGGUUUUCUAAGGAAUGAAAGGGUCAAAAGCUUGGAAGAAAUUGGAAAAGAAUGGUUGGAGGAUCUUAUUAGUAGGAACUUAAUAAUGGUUAUAAAACGGAGAUUCAAUGGCGAGAUGAAAACAUGUGGCGUUCAUGAUCUGGUGCGCGACUUGAUUUUAAGACAAGCUGAAAAAGAGAAGUUUAUGCAGGUUACCAGAAUUCAUAAAGUCAUAAGAAGAUUCAAUGAUUCAGCUUGUAAGCCUUAUAUUCGUCGUUAUAGUUUCCAUUCAACCAUUUCUCCGAGUGAUUGCUGGAAUUCAUUAUCUAGUUUCACCCGAACUUUAUACUUAUUCAAUGGACUCAAACUUGUAUCGCCCGUUUCUAAACAAGUACCUUUUUUAGCGCGCUUCAAACUUCUAAGAGUGUUGGCAAUCCUUCAGUAUACUUUCCGAGAAUUCCCUCUCGAGUUAACAAAAUUAGUACAUCUCAGAUACCUUGAAUUCAACUGUUAUGAUGAUCUUCACAGGUCAGUGUCCGAGCUGUAUAAUCUGCAAAACUUGGUUUUUGGCGGACACUCUAAUUUACCAGUGGAUAUCUGGAAAAUGAAACUUUUGAGGCAUCUUCAGGUAAGAAAGAUCUCUUCUUUUCGUGUUCCAUCGAGUAAAGAAGGGUCCGGUUUCAAGCUACAAAAUCUCGAGGGACUUUCAGAUAUAAGUAUUUCCUGUUGUACUAAGGAAUUGUUUACUGGUUUUCCCAAUCUAAAGAGGCUGAAAAUUCAUGGCGCUUGGGCAGAAUGCAGGAGAGAUAUGAUUUUCCAGACGCUAAAUAACCUUUCCUGUUUAAAUAAGCUUGAAAUAUUGAAGAUAAUCUGCUCCAGAAAAUUAUACCCGCACCCUCUCCCAAGUAAGUAUGCUUUGCCUACAUCUCUGAAGAGGUUGACUUUAAGAUGCACUUAUUUACCAUGGGAAGACAUGGCUAAUAUUGUAACACUGCCAAAUCUCGAAGAGCUUAAAAUUAAAGACAAUGGAUUUGAUGGCGACGUAUGGAGAUUAAACGAUGAAGAGAAUUUCAAUCAACUUAAGUUCCUCCUAAUCGACAGGACAAAUCUGAAGCAUUGGGACGCUGGCAGUGUUAACUUCCCAAUGCUGAAACGCCUAGUUCUGAAACGAUGCUUAUACCUGGAGGAAAUUCCUAAAGAUAUUGGCGAAAUUUGUACGUUGGAGUCAAUAGAGUUGCAUAACUGCAGAAGUUCUGUUGCAAAAUCCGUCAAAGAAAUUCAACAAGAGCAAGAGAGCAUGGCGAAUGAUAGCCUUAGUGUUCGCAUCAACGAGAAACCUUGUGAGAUUCAAACUAUCUCAAAAGAAUACUUCCAAAUCAGUUAG
Molecule: messenger RNA, 2688 nt
Organism: Nicotiana attenuata
Lineage: Eukaryota; Viridiplantae; Streptophyta; Magnoliopsida; Solanales; Solanaceae
Product: putative late blight resistance protein homolog R1A-3
Exons: 1
Coding region: 1-2688 (895 amino acids)
Biological process (GO): defense response to other organism
Molecular function (GO): ADP binding
Source: RefSeq, a predicted model, not a curated record